AUGUCUCAGAGCCAACUCAUUGGGAGUUCUGGAGAGAUGAAAAAUGGUGAAGGGGUGCGCAAGAGAUUGAAGAUAUCGGUCCCUCACUUCAACAAUUCGGAUCUUAUCAAGGGCUAUUUCAAAACAUUAAUUGGAAGAUGCAUGAACCCGGAGGAGCAGAAUGUCAAGUUCUUGGUGGUGACGCUACCUAAAAUUUGGAAUUUGGAGGAAAAAGUAGUGGGUACUGAUUUGGGGCUUGGGAGGUUUCAAUUUGACUUUGAUGCUGAGGAGGACAUAGAAACGGUGCUGAAGAUGCAGCCAUUUCAUUUUGACUACUGGAUGAUCUCGCUGGUUCGUUGGCAACCAAAAAAGUCUAAAAACUACCCCUCGGAGAUCACAUUCUGGAUCAAGGUUUUGGGAGUGCCUUUGGAGUUCUGA
This is a messenger RNA of Brassica oleracea var. oleracea, 417 nucleotides long. RefSeq lists its product as uncharacterized. The coding region runs from base 1 to 417 and encodes 138 amino acids. The record is from RefSeq and is a predicted model, not a curated record. NCBI's taxonomy places the organism in Eukaryota, Viridiplantae, Streptophyta, Magnoliopsida, Brassicales, Brassicaceae. The transcript has a single exon.